AUGACAUUACAAGAUUGGUAUGAAUAUGAUGAAGUACUUCGUUUUCGACAAUUAACACUUAAACGUGAAGAAUGUGAUUUAGCACAAGAUUUAGAAAAACUUGAUCGUGAAAGAAAUGUUCAUAUAAGAGAAUUAAAACGUCUAUAUAAUGAAGAUCAUUCAAGAUUUAAUAAAAAUAAUGUACUAAAUGAACGAUAUUUACUAUUAACACUUAUUGGUAAAGGUGGUUUUAGUGAAGUUCAUCGUGCAUUUGAUUUACGUGAACAACGUUAUGUUGCUUGUAAAAUUCAUCAAUUAAAUAAAGAAUGGAAAGAUGAGAAAAAAGUGAAUCAUAUUAAACAUGCACUUAGAGAAUAUAAUAUACAUAAACAUUUAGAACAUAAACGUAUCGUUAAAUUAUUUGAUGUAUUUGAAAUUGAUACGAAUUCAUUUUGUACAGUUUUGGAAUAUUGUGAUGGAAAUGAUUUAGAUUUUUUUCUUAAACAAAAUAAAACGAUUCCAGAAAAAGAAGCACGUUCAAUCAUAAUGCAAACAGUUAAUGCAUUAAAAUAUCUUAAUUCAGAAACUAAACCACCUGUGAUUCAUUAUGAUUUAAAACCAGGUAAUGUUCUUUUGGGAACAAGAAAUAAUAGUGGUGAAAUAAAAAUAACUGAUUUUGGCUUAUCUAAACAAAUGCAUGAAGAUGCGUUUGAUGCCGAUGAUGGAAUGGAUCUUACAUCUCAAGGUGCCGGUACUUAUUGGUAUUUACCACCAGAAGUCUUUGUUCAAGGACCUAAUCCUCCUAAGAUUUCAUCUAAAGUAGAUGUUUGGAGUGUCGGCUGUAUUUUUUAUCAAUGCUUAUAUGGUCGAAAACCAUACGGUCAUAAUUUAUCUCAAGCAGCUAUAUUAGAAAAUCAAACUAUAUUAAAUGCCAAAGACGUUCAAUUUCCAAAUCGACCUCAAGUAUCAAAUGAAGCGAAAUUAUUCAUUCGUCGAUGUCUAACUUAUCAAGCACGUGAUCGUCCCGAUGUUUUACAAUUGAGUGAAGAUGAAUAUUUGAAAUCUUAUCCAAAACGUACUACAGCUACAACAUCUUCACUUCUUUUCUGUCCUAAAUAA
This is a messenger RNA of Adineta steineri, 1098 nucleotides long. The record is from the annotation of a GenBank genome assembly. NCBI's taxonomy places the organism in Eukaryota, Metazoa, Rotifera, Eurotatoria, Adinetida, Adinetidae.